AUGAUUUCUGCUUUUCAAAAUUUCCAUUUGCCAAUUAUUUCCGUUCUAAAAAUAGAUUAGAUGUCAUUCGUCCAAUUAAGCACUUCAAAAUUAUGUCUUGAUUGUAGAAACACAUAAUUAUCAGUUAAUAAACUAUUUUUUUUUAAGAAAACAAAUUCUAAAGUAAAAAAAUUUUAAGUGGUGAAAAAGCAUCCAUCUACCCAAAUACUUUACAGCUAAUAAAAUUUACAUUAAGUGUGA
Paramecium octaurelia is the source of this 240-nucleotide messenger RNA. The record is from the annotation of a GenBank genome assembly. Lineage: Eukaryota; Ciliophora; Oligohymenophorea; Peniculida; Parameciidae.